AUGUCGACCGAUAAAUCAUUUAGGCCAGGAAAUAUGUACACCGAGGGGCAAUUUUCGAGAUCACGUACUGGUUGUUUACAGUGUCGCCACAAGCACCGGAAGUGCGAUGAGAGACAGCCUAGCUGUACCUUCUGUAUCACACACGGACAGGAAUGCGAGUAUCCAUCCGCUUUGCGCUGGGUCCAGCGAGAGCAGCCGAAAUUGUCGAGGCAUAAAUCACGCCACCAAAGAUCUCCAGAAGAAGGCUGGUCCGGUUCACUAGGCCAGCGCCCUUCAGUCCUGGCCAGUGCUGUCUUCCACUCCGAUGAUGAAGAAUCUGCUUGGGAGUACUAUAUUCGUCUAGUAUCGUCAAAUGUUCCGGCUCUAGACGGCCCUGACAAUCCCUAUCGCCAAUUAUCCGUCACUGCGCUGUCAUCUCCGGUCCUCCGAGAAACCAUUCUUUGUAUCUCCACGGAACAUAUGCUAAACUUUGGAUUAGGCAGUGUUUCCGUAGCUGCCGAGCGUCAGCGACAAAUGCUGCGCUCUAUUGCUCAGGGUCUCCGGACCCUGGACAACCGCACAAACAUCAACUUGGAGGGUAGUGUAUUGAGUGUUGAGAAUUACGAGUCACUUCUUGCUGCCAUCAUACUUCAGGGUGUCGUCGUUGCCCAGACGGCGGAUGGGGCAGUUGAACCCCAUGUGAAAUGCGCAGCCUUCCUUAUCCAAGCCCUUAGUCUCUUCCGACAAUGGCCUCGGACUCCGUUGGUACGCAUGAGUAUUCAACGUUUUGCAAUGGUUGAUGUAAUGCUUGCCAUAUCGCGCCAGCGUCGACCAUUUGCUCCGAGAGAUUUCAUUCUCUACCAGCCGGAUGAGAGCCGGUGGGACCAGACGGAGCCAUCAUUUCUGAAAAUGACGGGCUGUCCUCAACCGUUGAUGUGUCUUCUAGUCCAACUUUCGCAUCUUGCAUGCGAUGUUGACCACCGUCUGGAGAACGGAAAACCUAUAUCGGAUCUCCUGGCUGAAGGAUUUAAGCUAGAGACUGAGAUUCGCGUUUUGGGCUCCCAAUACGAUGACCCUACCGCAGACCGUUCGAAAUGGUCGCAUCUUGAAAUUCUUGCGGAAUGCUUCUACUGGACUGCACACAUUCUACUCGCUCGUCGUAUCUUUCGGGAUGAAACGCGCUCAGAUGUGGACCUGACUCUUCCUUACCGCAACCAUUUUAUCUAG
Molecule: messenger RNA, 1206 nt
Organism: Aspergillus affinis
Lineage: Eukaryota; Fungi; Ascomycota; Eurotiomycetes; Eurotiales; Aspergillaceae
Product: Zn(II)2Cys6 transcription factor
Exons: 4
Coding region: 1-1206 (401 amino acids)
Biological process (GO): positive regulation of transcription by RNA polymerase II
Cellular component (GO): nucleus
Molecular function (GO): transcription cis-regulatory region binding; zinc ion binding; DNA-binding transcription factor activity, RNA polymerase II-specific
Source: RefSeq, a predicted model, not a curated record